AUGGCCAUGCUGGGCGCCUUGCCCCCGCGCCCACCACCCGCGCCGGGGGGUCCCCCGAUGCCGCGGGAGCUGCCGCCGGCGGGGCAGCGGCGCCUGCCGGAUGGCCGCCGGCCGGACCAUUUGUGGUCGGUGCUGCACCGGCGCGAGGACUCGCCGGCGCCGCGCGGCCGCGGCGAUGCCUCGCCGCUGCAGCGGCGCGAGAGCCGGUCGCUGCCCAGCCGGCCGGAGCUGGAGGAGCCCAUCCAGCCGUUGUAUCCGGCGCAGCUCCCGCCUUUGGGUUGGGCGGCUCCGCCCAUGGAGGACUGGCGAGACUUGAAGGCCAACGCCCUGCGACCCCGUUUGGUGAGCAUGGACACUGGUGCCGAGGCCAAGGAAUGGCUGGAGCGACGCCUCGAGGCCUCGGUCACCGAGCAGCGGGACCAGAUAUCCCGCCGCUUCGGCGCCUUCGAGCAGGCGGAUAAGCACUUCAAAGACUGGGUGCAGCGGGAACACGAGCAGCUGCAUUCGCAGCUCCAACAGUUGCGUGUGUCUGUUCAAGAGACAGGGCAGCAGCAGCAAAGGCUUGUGGGGAACCUCACAGCCCAGAGCCAGAAGCAAGACAUGCGCUUGCAGGAACUGGAGGGGCAGAUGGCUCAAUCGGUGGCGCAGGUCCAAGGCCUGAUGAACGCCGUCUCAGCCGGUGCCAUGAACGCCGGCAAUGGUGGAGGCACUGGCGAGGCCGCCAUGGGCGCGGCUGCGGUGGCCGCCUCCGCCUCGGCGAACUUGGAGGUCUUGCGACAGGGCCUGGAGCGCGAGGCCAGCGCACGAGUGGCGCUAGGCGCGGAGACGGCCGAGCAGUUGAAGCAGCUCAGCGACAUGGUCUAUGAGCUCAGCAAUCGACAGCAGCAGCAACAGGUCUCGGCGCAGCAACAUCUCCAGCAGAAUGCUGCGCAAGAUGAGAAGGACCAAGCGCGAGUGGUGCAGCGCGUCCAGGCGCUAGAGCCCUCAGUGAGCUCCAUGCGAGAGGAACUCGAGGAGCUACGCAAGCUGCUUUAUCGCUGUGGCACUGACUGUGCCAAGCGUUGCGAGGAAAGUGAGGAGCUUUGCCAGAAGCGCUUGGGCGGAGUCCAGGAGGCAGCGCUCAACGCCGCACGGGAGCUCUGGGAAGAGCAUCAGGGCGUGGUGGUCGAGUGCAAGUCUUCCCUGGCGGCACUGCAGCAGAUCUUAGACUCCAAGGACAAGAUCGCCUUGCAGUUGAGAUCCCUGCAGCAGCAGCAGAGGGAAGAAGACAAGCAGGAGUUUUGGACCCAGAUGCAGGUCCGGCACGAGCAGCUGCAGGCAAAGCUUGCGGACACGGAGCGAGCGCUCCAGACGGAGCAGAACGUGCGAAUCGAAGAGCAGCAGCGGGCAGAGGGAGUCGUCUCACGCUUGGGCCUAGCUUUGGAGAAGGCACAGGCCGCCUGGCUCAAGGACUCCGCAAAGCUCUCGGAGGAGAUCCACGAGGCCAAGCGGGACUUCAGCAUCGAGAUGGACGGAGAGACGCGGGGCGUUGCGCGGCGGCUGGCCGAUGGGCUGGAGGCGCAGCAGCGGUCCAUCGACGAGUUAGGACGGAAGAUCAAUGGCCAGAAGACGGAGCUCACCAGUGUGGCAGAGCGCUUGGACAGCAGCCAGCGCGCACAGCAACAAGAACUCCGGGAUGCAGAGGGACGCAUGAUGAGACAGUUGAACGAUGUGCAGACCAUUCAGAGUGGUCGCACGCAACAGGCUGUCUUUGACAUGAAGGCGGAAAUGGCGAAGCUGGAGCAGGUGACCGCAGGCCGCUGUAGUGCCUUGCAGAAGAGCCAGGAUGAGCUCGAAGGAAGGGCCAUGGCUGCUGUGAACAGUCUGGAGACCCGCACCUUGGAGAAGAUCCAGGACACGGUGGAGCUCGAGCGGGACAAGACACGCCUGGAGCUCCAGCGUGCCCUGGAGGAGGAACGCCUGGAACGGCGCAACGCCGAUGACGAGCUGCGCGCCGAACGGGAUCGGCACCUGGAGCAGAUGAGAGAGCAGGCGGCUGAAGCCAAACAGGAACUGCUGGAGGUGGUGCAGACAGCCGAGGAGCGUUUGCUGAAGCGCUUGGACGAACAGGUGGCCAGCGAGCGGAGCAAAACCCGCGAGCAGAUUGAGGCCUUCAUUGAGGAGGAACGCAGCGAACGACUCAAGGCGGAAGCUGAACGCUUGAUGUCGUUGCAGAAGCGGCUGCAGGCACAUGAGGAGUUGACCACCGAGCGGCUCAACGAGCAGCGCGCGCGCUGGGAGACAGAGAUCGAGACAGUGAGGCAGAAGUUGGAAGCGCAAGCCCUGCGAGACAAACAGGACCUGCAGAAAGAUCUCCAAGAGUUUGUCCAAGAGGAGCGGCUUGUGACCAAUGCGCUCACCGAGGAGAUGACCACCUUAGCAGGUGACAUGCAAAGCCUGGCAGACAGCUGGCAGAAGCACCAAAGAGCUACUGAACAGAGGCUGGCCACGGAGUUUGCUGCCCUUGCAGCACAGCAGGCUGUGAGCAGCGCGGCCUUGACCGCGCAGCUGGGGCGCUCAGAGGAGGCGCAAAAGCAGCGGCUGGAGCAUGUGGAAUCAGAGAUGAAGGCAGAGGUGGAGCAGGUCAGCCAGGAGUUGGACAAGAUGAACGGCGAGAUCCUGAAGCUCAUCGACGACGAAUCCGCCAAGGUGAAGGAGAGCCAUAGCGCUCUCGAGAGCCGCAUUGGCACCUUAGAGAUGGCCUUCACCGCCCGGACGGCGGCGCUCGGGGAGGCCGACGCUCAGCUUGCGCAGCAGCUGGAGGAGCAUGAAAAAGAGGUGGCGCAGCGCUUCGACGAGCUCAAAGCAGCCAGCGAGGCUGACAAGGCCUCAGCAGCGGCUGCCCGGGCAGACGACCGGAAGGCCCAAGAGGAGCAUUCAAAAGAGGUGGCACAGCGCUUUGACGAGCUCAAAGCUGCCAGUGAGGCUGACAAGGCCUCGGCAGCGGCUGCCCGGGCAGACGACCGGAAGGCCCAAGAGGAGCAUUCAAAGGAGGUGGCGCAGCGCUUCGACGAGCUCAAAGCUACCAGUGAGGCAGAGAAGGCCUCAGCUGCCGCUGCACGCGCAGACGACCGGAAGGCACAAGAGGAGCAGAACCAAGCAUUGACGGAGGCACUCGAGAAGGAGACGCAGCGAGCGCGGGAAGCGGAAGGCUCCUUGCUGCGCAUCACAGAGGGCUUGGCGGCGCAGCUCGCACACCAGAAUGGCGAGCAGUUGGCCCUCAUCGAGAAGACCAAGGAGCAUGAAAAAGCUGUGGCACAGCACUUCGAGGAGCUCAAAGCUGCCAGUGAGGCUGACAAGGCCUCGGCGGCAUCUGCCCUGGCAGAGGACCGGAAGGCCCAGGAGGAGCGCGAAAAGGAGCGAGAAAAGGAGGUGGCACAGCGCCUUGAAGAGCUCAAAGCCACCACUGAGGCCGAGAAGGCUGCGGCAGCUGCCGCGCGGGCAGACGACCGCAAGGCACAAGAGGCCGCGCUGGCGGAGAUCUCCAAGAGCGCCGAGGUCAGCACAUCAUCAAUGCAAGACAUGAUGGCAGAGAUGUCUAAGAAUGCCGAGGCUAAGAUGCUGGAGGAGAGGACCCGAGCCAUGGAGUGUGAGGCGGCGCUGAGAGAAGGCGCGGCAAAUACUAGCGAGCACAAAGCCCUCGUUGAGAAGACGCAGGAGCAUGAGAAAGCGGUGGCCAAACGUUUUGAAGAGCUGCAAACGGCCAGCGAGGCUGACAAGGCCUCGGCCGCCGCUGCCCGGGCAGAGGACCAGAAGGCGCACGAGGCUCGGACCUUUGGACCCUUGGGACACGGUGGUGGUCGGCUCGCGGCGGUCCGGUCGGUUCGACCGUUCAGUGGUCAGACCGAGUUUGGGCUGAUCAAACGAAUGGUCGCCCUAAUGGCCGGCCGAGCUGCUCAUCACGUGGAAACCUCCCCUCAUCUACCCGAGCCUCAAUCAGUGACGCUGUUGGGACGGCUACCUCAUGCAUGA
Molecule: messenger RNA, 4011 nt
Organism: Durusdinium trenchii
Lineage: Eukaryota; Dinophyceae; Suessiales; Symbiodiniaceae
Source: the annotation of a GenBank genome assembly